Molecule: messenger RNA, 450 nt
Organism: Cetraspora pellucida
Lineage: Eukaryota; Fungi; Glomeromycota; Glomeromycetes; Diversisporales; Gigasporaceae
Source: the annotation of a GenBank genome assembly
AUGCAAAUUGAAUCAGACGUUCAAUUUGUAGCUUUUGGUGUAAAGCCCAACACUAGCCUUAUAGAAACGUUUGACCAAUCAUUGAUCGAACAAGAUACCACACGAGUAAAAGUUAAGUCAACUCUCCAACUAGAUCAUGAUAAUUAUGCACGUAUAUUUGCCCUCGGCGACAUAACAAAUAUUAAUGAAACAAAGCUUGCCUACCGUGCUGGCCUUCAUGCUGAUAUUGUAACUAAAAAUAUUAUUGCAUGCAUUAAUAAUAAAAAAUUGGUUGAAUAUAAACCUGGUCCUGAAUUUAUGGUCAUUCCCAUUGGAAAGAGUAAAGGAGCGGUUCUUUUACCAAUGGGUAAUAUGGUCGUUGGUAGUUUCAUGGCUAAAAAUGUGAAGGGUAAAACUCUCUUUGUUAAUAAUUAUUGGAAAGCAUUGAAUGCCAAACUUCCUAGUGCAUAA